Paralichthys olivaceus (Japanese flounder) is the source of this 6094-nucleotide messenger RNA. The record is from RefSeq and is a predicted model, not a curated record. NCBI's taxonomy places the organism in Eukaryota, Metazoa, Chordata, Actinopteri, Pleuronectiformes, Paralichthyidae.
CGGCCACCAGGGAGCCAUGAAGACGCUUUUGCCUUCACUUUUGGAGAGCCGUCAUAUCGUCCACCUUUAAACACAGUCUAUGGAACAGGGUUCCAUCUUGUUUCUGAUACAGGUGUCUCCAGGUGGAGGAACCAAAAGCAGAUCUUCUGUAGCUGACAGAGUCCCCAAUAAGGGUGCGGUCCAGAGAUGAGUUCGGACGCUGACAUGAGUGUGUUUGGGGAGGCUGCCCCGUACCUGAGGAGACCGGAACGGGAGAGAAUCGAAGCCCAGAACAGGCCCUUCGAUGCCAAAACUGCAGUGUAUGUAAUGGAUCCAAAGGAGCUGUUUGCCAAAGGCAGUCUGCAAAUCAAGGAAGGUGGCAAAGCAACCGUUAAAACCGACACAGGAAAGGUUGUAACAGUGAGGGAUGACGAAGUCUUCCCCAUGAACCCGCCCAAGUUCGACAAGAUCGAGGACAUGGCCAUGAUGACCCACCUCAACGAGGCCGCUGUGCUGUUUAACCUCAAAGAGCGAUACGCAGCAUGGAUGAUCUAUACCUACUCAGGCCUCUUCUGUGUCACUGUGAACCCUUACAAGUGGCUCCCGGUGUACAACCAAGAAGUGGUGGUGGCCUACAGGGGCAAAAAGCGUCAGGAGGCUCCACCACACAUCUUCUCCAUCUCUGACAACGCCUACCAGUUCAUGCUCACUGACAGAGAAAACCAGUCCAUCCUCAUCACCGGAGAAUCUGGUGCAGGAAAGACUGUAAACACCAAACGUGUCAUCCAGUACUUUGCGACAAUCGCAGUGUCUGGGGACAGGAAAAAAGAUGUUAGUGUCUCUGGAAAAUUACAGGGCAAUCUGGAGGACCAGAUCAUCUCUGCUAACCCACUGCUAGAGGCCUUUGGAAAUGCCAAAACUGUCAGAAAUGACAACUCUUCACGUUUUGGCAAAUUCAUUAGAAUCCACUUUGGAACCACAGGAAAACUGGCUUCUGCAGACAUUGAAACUUAUUUGUUGGAAAAAUCCAGAGUAACGUUUCAGCUGGCUUCAGAGAGGAGUUACCAUAUUUUCUACCAGAUCAUGUCCAACAAAAAGCCUGAGCUCAUAGAGACUCUCCUCAUCACCACCAACCCCUACGACUUCCCGUUUGUCAGCCAGGGGGAGAUCAGCGUGGCCAGUAUUGAUGACAGUGAGGAACUAAUGGCCACUGAUAGCGCUAUUGAGACCCUCGGCUUCACUGGAGAGGAGAGGAUUGGAAUCUACAAGCUAACAGGUGCUGUGAUGCAUUAUGGGAAUAUGAAGUUCAAGCAGAAGCAGAGAGAAGAGCAGGCAGAGCCAGAUGGAACAGAGGGUAAUUGUUAUUCACAGAGCAGGGACUUCUGCCAUCAUCGUGUUGCAAUCUUACUGGAGCAUGUCAUUGUGCAGGUCUACAACUCCAUUGGUGCUUUGGCCAAAUCGGUCUAUGAGAAGAUGUUUCUGUGGAUGGUCUAUCGCAUUAAUCAGAUGCUAGACACCAAACAACCCAGACAGUUCUUUAUAGGAGUCCUGGACAUUGCUGGGUUUGAAAUCUUUGACUAUAACAGUCUGGAACAGCUGUGUAUCAAUUUCACCAACGAGAAACUGCAACAGUUUUUCAACCAUCACAUGUUCGUGCUGGAGCAAGAAGAAUAUAAGAAAGAAGGCAUCGAAUGGGAGUUCAUUGACUUUGGGAUGGACUUGGCUGCUUGUAUAGAGCUUAUUGAAAAGCCAAUGGGCAUCUUCUCCAUCCUCGAAGAGGAGUGUAUGUUUCCCAAGGCAUCAGACACCACCUUCAAAAACAAGCUGUAUGACCAACAUCUUGGAAAAUCAAGCAACUUCCAGAAGCCCAAGCCUGUCAAAGGCAAGGCUGAGGCUCACUUCUCCCUGGUGCACUAUGCUGGCACUGUGGACUACAGCAUCACGGGCUGGCUAGACAAGAACAAGGACCCACUGAAUGAGACUGUGGUCCAGCUGUACCAGAAAGCCGGCCUCAAACUAUUAGCGUUCCUCUAUUCUACCUACUCCUCAUCAGAUGAAAGCACUGGUGGAGGAAGUGGUGGAGUUGCUAAGAAAGCAGCAAAGAAGAAGGGCUCGUCCUUCCAGACUGUGUCAGCCCUCUUCAGGGAGAACCUGGGAAAGCUGAUGACUAAUCUCAGGAGCACCCAUCCUCACUUUGUCCGGUGUCUGAUUCCAAAUGAAACUAAAACUCCAGGUAUUAUGGAACACCAUCUGGUUAUCCAUCAACUGCGAUGUAAUGGAGUUCUGGAAGGAAUCAGAAUCUGCAGGAAGGGUUUCCCCAGUAGAAUUCUGUAUGGGGAUUUCAAGCAAAGGUACAAAGUGCUGAAUGCUAGUGUGAUUCCUGAGGGACAAUUCAUUGACAACAAGAAAGCUGCUGAAAAGCUCCUGGGGUCUAUUGAUGUGGAUCACACGCAGUAUAAGUUUGGGCAUACCAAGGUGUUCUUCAAAGCAGGACUCUUGGGCUUACUGGAAGAAAUGAGGGAUGAAAGACUGGCCUCCCUCAUCACCAUUACUCAAGCCUUGUGCCGUGGCUUUCUCAGAAGGAGGGAGUUUAAGAAAAUGAUGGAGAGAAGAGAAUCUAUCUACAUUAUCCAGUACAACAUUCGCUCUUUCAUGAAUGUAAAACACUGGCCAUGGAUGAAGCUCUACUUCAAGAUCAAACCACUCUUGAGGAGUGCUGAGACUGAAAAAGAGAUGGCCAUUAUGAAAGUGGAUUUUGCCAAGUGCAAGGAGGAUUUAGCCAAAGCUGAGGCCAAGAAGAAAGAGCUGGAAGCCAAAAUGGUUUCCCUGAUUCAGGAGAAGAAUGACUUAAGUCUGCAUAUUCAAUCUGAAAGUGAGAGCCUGGCAGAUGCAGAAGAAAGGUGUGAAGGACUGAUAAAGAACAAGAUCUUACUGGAGGCCAAAACCAAAGAACUCAGUGAGAGACUAGAGGACGAGGAGGAGGUGAAUGCUGAGCUGACUGCCAAGAGGAGGAAGCUGGAGGAUGAGUGCUCUGAGCUGAAGAAAGACAUUGAUGACUUGGAACUCACCUUGGCUAAAGUAGAGAAGGAAAAACAUGCUACUGAAAACAAGGUGAAGAAUCUGACUGAGGAAAUGUCCUCUCUUGAUGACACAAUCGUCAAAUUAUCCAAAGAGAAGUUGGCACUUCAGGAAGCUCAUCAGCAGACACUGGAUGACCUGCAAGCAGAGGAAGACAAAGUCAACUGUCUGACUAAAGCUAAGAUCAAGCUGGAGCAACAAGUUGAUGAUCUUGAGGGCUCUCUGGAACAAGAGAAGAAGGUCCGGAUGGAUGUCGAGAGGGGUAAAAGGAAGCUUGAAGGAGAUCUUAAACUUACCCAGGAAUCCAUAAUGGAUCUGGAAAAUGACAAACAACAGCUGGAGGAACACCUCAAAAAGAAAGACUUUGAGUUCAGCCAACUUGUUGCCAAAAUUGAGGAUGAGCAGAGUGUGACUGUACAAUCUCAGAAGAGGAUCAAGGAACUUCAGGCUCGUAUUGAAGAGCUGGAAGAGGAGAUUGAAGUGGAACGUGCAGCCAGAGUUAAAGUAGAAAAGCAAAGGUGUGAUUUUUCCAGGGAGCUGGAGGAGAUCAGUGAGCGGCUGGAGGAGGCCGGAGGAGCCACCGCUGCUCAGAUAGAGAUGAACAAGAAGCGAGAGACUGAGUUUCAGAAACUGAGACGGGACCUUGAAGAGUCAACACUCCACCAUGAGGCCACUGCUGCAGCUUUGAGGAAGAAACAUGCUGACAGUGUGGCUGAGCUGGGAGAGCAAAUCGACGCUCUGCAGAGAGUCAAGCAGAAGCUGGAUAAGGAGAAGAGUGAGUACAAGAUGGAGAUUGACGACCUGUCCAGCAACAUAGAGGUCAUGGUCAAGGCAAAGACUAAUUAUGAGAAGCUGUGCCACUCUUUGGAAGACCAACUGAGCGAAUACAGGACAAAACAUGAUGAGAACACUCGUCUGAUCACUGAAAUAAAUACUCAAAUGGCAAGACUUCAGAAUGAAAAUGGGGAGUUCUCUCAUCUCCUUGAGGAGAAAGAGGUGAUACUCUCUCAGAUGUCCAGGACUAAGCUCGCCUUCACUCAGCAAAUUGAGGAACUGAAGAGGCAGGUUGAAGAAGAAUCAAAGGCUAAAAAUGCCUUUGCCCAUGCCCUGCAAUCUGCUCGUCACGACUGUGAUCUGCUCAGAGAGCAGUUCGAGGAGGAGCAGGAGGCCAAGGCUGAGCUGCAGAGAGCAAUGUCCAAGGCCAACAGUGAGAUCGCACAAUGGAGAACCAAAUAUGAGACUGAUGCCAUCCAGCGUAAUGAUGAGCUGGAAGAAGCCAAGAAAAAGCUUGCUCAACGUCUGCAGGAGGCUGAGGAGGCCAUCGAGGCUGUGAAUGCAAAGUGCUCGUCUUUGGAGAAGACGAAGCAGAGGCUGCAGGGAGAGGUGGAGGACCUGAUGAUCGAUGUGGAAAGGGCAAAUGCUCAAGCAGCUGUCUUGGAUAAAAAGCAGAGAAGUUUUGAUAAGAUUCUGUCUGAGUGGAAGCAGAAGUAUGAGGAGUGUCAGACGGAGCUGGAUGGAUCACAGAAGGAGUCUCGCUCCCUCAGCACGGAGCUCUUCAAGAUUAAGCACUCUUACGAGGAAGCUUUGGAGCACCUUGAGGUUCUCAAACGAGAGAAUAAAAACCUGCAACAGGAAAUCUUCGAUCUGACUGAACAACUUGGAGAAAAUGGCAAAGCCAUCCAUGAGCUGGAGAAGACUAAAAAACAAACAGAAACUGAGAAGACGGAGAUCCAGAAUGCUCUGGAAGAGGCUGAAGCCUCUCUGGAGCAUGAGGAAUCUAAAAUCCUCCGCAUCCAGCUGGAGCUCACUCAAGUCAAGGGAGAGGUCGAUCGCAGGCUGGCAGAGAAGGAUGAGGAGCUGGAGCAGAUGAAACGCAACCACCAGCGCAUUGUGGAAACCAUGCAGUCAGCUUUGGAUGCUGAGACACGCAGCAAGAAUGAUGCCAUGAGAGUCCGGAAGAAGAUGGAGACUGAUCUCAAUGAGAUGGAGAUCCAGCUGAGCCACUCCAAUCGGCAGGCUGCUGAAGCCCAGAAGCAGCUGAGGAAUAUGCAAGCCCACCUUAAAGAGCAAACCCUUCACCUUGAUGAUGCCCUGCGCAGCCAGGAGGACCUGAAGGAGCAGGUAUCCAUGGUGGAGCGCAGGAGCAGCCUUUUGCAGGCAGAGGUGGAGGAGCUCAGGGCUGCGCUGGAACAGUCGGAAAGAGGCCGCAAAUUAGCUGAACAGGAACUCACUGAUGCCUCUGAGAGAGUCGGGCUGCUUCACUCUCAGAACACCAGUCUUCUGAACUCCAAGAGAAAGCUGGAUGCUGAUGUGAGCCAGCUGCAGGGUGAGGUGGAGGAUGCAAUUCAAGAGGCCCGCAAUGCAGAGGAAAAAGCUAAGAAAGCCAUCACUGAUGCGGCCAUGAUGGCAGAGGAGCUGAAGAAAGAGCAAGACACAAGCAGCCACCUGGAGAGGAUGAGGAAGAACCUGGAGGUUUCUGUGAAGGAUCUGCAGCACCGUCUGGACGAGGCUGAGAACAUGGCUUUGAAGGGGGGCAAGAAGCAGCUCCAGAAACUGGAAACUCGGGUGCGUGAACUGGAGGGUGAAGUGGAGAACGAGCAGAAAAGAGCCUCGGAAGCCAUCAAGGGAAUCCGUAAAUAUGAGAGGAGAGUUAAGGAGCUCACUUACCAGACUGAAGAGGACAAGAAGACCGUUCUGAGACUUCAGGACCUGGUGGACAAGCUGCAACUCAAAGUCAAGGCAUACAAGAGGCACAAUGAGGAAGCUGAGGAGCAGGCCAACAUUCACCUUGCUAAACUAAGGAAGGUGCAGCAUGAGCUGGAGGAGGCAGAGGAGCGAGCAGACAUCGCUGAGUCCCAGGUCAACAAGAUGAGAACCAAGAGCCGAGACUUUGCAAAGGCUGCUGAAUCUGAGUAGACCUGGCAGUGAUGCCACAUCCUCAAGUUGCAAGUGCUUAGUACGAGUAGAGGCUCGGUAAAGUGAACAAGCCUCAUUGUUUUGCAGUGAAACUGUAGCAGAAUAAAGUUGUGUGAAGCAG